This is a messenger RNA of Melitaea cinxia (Glanville fritillary), 1741 nucleotides long. RefSeq lists its product as uncharacterized. NCBI's taxonomy places the organism in Eukaryota, Metazoa, Arthropoda, Insecta, Lepidoptera, Nymphalidae. The annotation marks the transcript as partial. Gene Ontology annotation, molecular function: nucleic acid binding; RNA-DNA hybrid ribonuclease activity. The transcript has a single exon. The record is from RefSeq and is a predicted model, not a curated record.
GUACCUGGGGGAGGAGCACGUGAGGGACACCGGGAAAGGCUGCGUGCAGGGAUCUAUCGGCGGGCCGAUAUUGUGGAACCUGCUCCUGGAUCCACUACUUCAGGAGUUGGAGGCCAAAGGCGAGUACGCGCAGGCGUUCGCCGACGAUGUGGUGUUGGUGUUCGAGGGUGAUACGGCCCUCGAGAUCGAACGUCGGGCCAAUGCCGUCCUCGAACGUGUGAGGGCGUGGGGAGCAUCUAAUAAGCUUCGGUUUGCGCCCCACAAGACAAACGCUAUGGUUGUGACGCGCAAACUGAAGUAUGACACCCCGCGUCUUCACAUGGGCGGGGUCGACAUUGUCCUGGCGAGCGAGAUCAAGCUGCUGGGGGUCGUCAUAGAUCACAAACUCACCUUCAACGCCCACGUCGCGAACGUCUGCAGGCGCGCGCUCGCCUUUUAUCACCAGCUGGCCCGUGCGGCUAAGGCCAGCUGGGGUCUCCAUCCUGAAGUAAUCCGCACUAUUUACAGGGCGGUGGUUGAGCCCGUGAUUUUGUAUGCGGCUGCCGUCUGGGCGCCGGCCGUGGACAAGCUCGGUGUUCGCAAGCAGCUGAACGUGGUCCAGCGGGGCUUCGCGCAGAAGCUUUGCAGGGCAUACCGAACCACCUCUCUGAACUCCGCAUUGUUGCUCGCUGGGAUACUCCCCCUCGACCUCCGUGUCCGCGAAGCCGCGAAUUUGUACGAGGCGAGACGGGGGGUCCCCCAGCGGGUGAUAGGGGAUCGAGAGGUGGAGCGGAUGUCCUCGGCUCUGCGGUCUCCGCACCCCGCCUCUCAUAUCGACCUCGGGUUCAAGCGCCUGGCGGACCAAGAACAGUUUACCGCAAACAGCGAGCACGCCUUUAAUAUCUUCACGGACGGAAGCAAGAUUGAGGGCAAAGUGGGCGCGGCGCUGUCCGUAUGGGCUGGCGCCGCCGAAACCAAAACCCUCAAGCUUGCUUUGCCGUCUUAUUGUACGGUCUACCAGGCGGAACUCUUGGCGAUAUGUCGGGCGGCACGGAUGGCCGCGGACACCUUGGCUGGAUCCGUCGGGAUUUAUUCCGACUCCUUGUCGGCACUGCUCACGCUGGAGAACCCGGUAGCCCCCCAUCCCCUAGCCGUUGAAGCGCGGGGACACCUGCGAAGGGCUCUGCUCCGGGACAAACGUGUUAGUUUGUUCUGGAUCAAAGCCCACGCAGGGCUGGAGGGCAAUGAGCGUGCCGACCAUCUGGCCAAGGAGGCUGCGCUGAAGUCUAAACGCGCUUUUGACUAUGACAGCUGCCCGGUUUCAUUCAUCAGGCGGAGCAUUCGCAUGCAAUCGCUUGAUGAAUGGAACCAGCGGUAUCGAGCCGGCGAAACGGCUGGUGUCACCAGGGUGUUCUUCCCUGACGCGAUAGCCGCGUACAAAAUCACGAGCAAAAUAGGGGUGGACUGGUUUGUCACCCAAGCGUUGACGGGGCAUGGCGGAUUCUCCGAAUACUUGUACCGUUUCAAGUGUAAGGAGAGUCCGUCGUGCGUCUGCGACCCUGGGUGCUCCGAGUCCGUCCUCCACGUCCUCCUGGAGUGUCCUGCAUUUGCCUACGAGAGGCUACGUUUAGAGAACGAAAUAGGCGUACAGAUGAUAAAAGGGAACUUGUGCGAAAUCAUUAAAAAUAAAGCAAGUAGAGAACUGUUCCUACAGUAUUGCAAGAAAAUAGUUAAAGCAGUUAAUAUUAGAAAUAAGAAUUAG